AUGGACGCACAACAAUUUCACACCCUUAUGAAUGGCUUGACUGCUGGUUUUCAAAAUCUUGGAAUUACUUUUGUUAGACAAAUUACUGGCAUGGGACCUCUUGAUCAAGUAAUGCAAUAUAUUGAAGGAUUGAAACCUUCCACACAUGCUAAAGUAACUUAUCAAGCUCCUAAUACCUUGGAACAUGCUAUUACUACUGCCAUACAAUAUGAUGCUGCUAUGUUGAACAACUAUUCUGCCUCAAACCGUCCUUCAUGA
Molecule: messenger RNA, 258 nt
Organism: Dentiscutata erythropus
Lineage: Eukaryota; Fungi; Glomeromycota; Glomeromycetes; Diversisporales; Gigasporaceae
Source: the annotation of a GenBank genome assembly